Molecule: messenger RNA, 604 nt
Organism: Aaosphaeria arxii CBS 175.79
Lineage: Eukaryota; Fungi; Ascomycota; Dothideomycetes; Pleosporales
Exons: 1
Coding region: 139-540 (133 amino acids)
Source: RefSeq, a predicted model, not a curated record
CUUGACGUUGUCCUCCUUUCCCAAACUCUCUCCACAUGUCUGCUUUUUUUUUUGGCUCAAGUCCUGCGACCGUGAAAUGGACGUAAAUUACUUCUUUCAACGACGACCUGCACGUUGACAGACACCGCAGGAGCUCCUAUGCAGUGUUGCCAUUUUCGAUUAGCUUGUUGCUCCCUCGCCAAGGGCGAAUUUAAGCAGCGUUCGAUCGCUACUGAUAGGUGUCGGCAACCCAUACACUAUCCAAACGACGGCCGGGCGCGAGUAUUGCUAGUUAGUAAGUGUAGCUUUAGUGAAUACGCGGUCCGUCCUAGCCUAUGGAUUUGGCCAGCUAGUUGUAAAUCAGCCCCACAGAUUGCGGCAGGUGGUGCUACCAAUGUCUGCAUCUCCCUCCUCUUCUUGUAUCACUAUUCGCUAGCAGCCGUAUGGUGCUUAGUGGAAAAAUUCGUGACUAGUCUCGCAUUAUUUGUCUUGAAGAAACCAGUUUCAUCCUCCAAAGACUACCGUAGUAUGAGUGUAGAUGACGAAGCUAGGAAUUCGUAGGCCAACCCUUCUCCAGUUCGACGCUCACAGACAGAAGCAAGGACCAUUGCGUGCCGCUUGUGCU